GGUUGGACCAACCUAAUUUAUUGCAACACCCAUAUAGUUUGAUCUGAAUUGAGAGCUGUGUGAUUUGAUCUGAGUUGUUAGUUGAGUUUGUUGGCGGAAGGAAAGGAAAGAUGUCAUCACUGGGAACUUCAAAGGGGAUUCUAGAGAUCGCCAAGUUUGGGGUUUACGUUACUGUACCCAUCGUUCUUAUGUACGUUUAUGCUAGCAAUACCGACAACACCCUCCACAAGUUCAUCGGAAAAAAAUCAUACGUUGAAUAUCCCAAAGAUACACAAAAGCCACCACCACCAGAGGAGCUUAGAGAGAUGGCGAGGGAGAUAGCUCGCAAAAGGAACAACUCCUGAUGCUUCUUGUGGGUUGGUUGUGCUUUAGUGGUUAUGUACUAGUAUCUGUAUCACUUUAAAUGUGCCAUUGCUAUGUAUAAUGUUCAAUCACUUCUAAACAUUUUCAGUAAAAGGUUUUUCUAUCCUUAUUUGCGAAACUCUUAAGUUGUAACAUAUUUUUACUUUCUUUCAAUUGUUUCUGUUGUUUUAUUAUGAAAUUUUCUGCAAUGAACUAUGAAUCUUUGCUUCUUUCAA
Molecule: messenger RNA, 578 nt
Organism: Lathyrus oleraceus (garden pea)
Lineage: Eukaryota; Viridiplantae; Streptophyta; Magnoliopsida; Fabales; Fabaceae
Exons: 3
Coding region: 111-344 (77 amino acids)
Biological process (GO): mitochondrial respiratory chain complex IV assembly
Cellular component (GO): mitochondrion
Source: RefSeq, a predicted model, not a curated record